AAUAGUUUAAUAGUAGCGCGGUCCCCAUACGGCUGUAAUCAGUGAAUUAGAAAAAAAACACCCCAGCAGCGAUCUUCUAUGAUAGAUUUUUUUUUCCUUCGCGCUCGCCUUUUUCCUGGGCCUUGCCCCCCCAAAGCCCCUCCAAAAGAGGGAACUUUUCCUCCGAGGGGGCUCCAAGGAGAAGGCCAUGAAUUACGAAUUUGAGCGAGAGAUUGGUUUUAUCAAUAGCCAGCCGUCGCUCGCUGAGUGCCUGACAUCUUUUCCCCCUGUCGCUGAUACAUUUCAAAGUUCAUCAAUCAAGACCUCGACGCUUUCACACUCGACACUGAUUCCUCCUCCUUUUGAGCAGACCAUUCCCAGCCUGAACCCGGGCAGUCACCCUCGCCACGGCGCUGGCGCUGGCGGCCGCCCCAAGUCGAGCCCCGCGGGCAGUCGCGGCAGCCCGGUGCCCGCCGGCGCCCUGCAGCCGCCUGAGUACCCCUGGAUGAAGGAGAAGAAGGCGGCGAAGAAAACCGCGCUGCCGCCCGCCGCCGCCUCCACGGGCCCUGCCUGCCUCGGCCACAAAGAAUCCCUGGAAAUAGCUGAUGGCAGCGGCGGGGGAUCCAGGCGUCUGAGAACUGCUUACACCAACACACAGCUUUUGGAGCUGGAAAAGGAAUUUCAUUUCAACAAGUACCUUUGCAGACCCCGGAGGGUGGAAAUCGCAGCGCUGCUGGAUUUGACCGAAAGACAAGUGAAAGUGUGGUUUCAGAACCGGAGGAUGAAGCAUAAGAGGCAAACCCAGUGCAAGGAAAACCAAAACAGCGAAGGGAAAUUUAAAAACCUGGAGGACUCAGACAAAGUGGAGGAAGACGAGGAAGAGAAGUCACUCUUUGAGCAAGCCCUCAGUGUCUCCGGGGCCCUUCUGGAGAGGGAAGGUUACACUUUUCAGCAAAAUGCGCUCUCUCAACAGCAGGCUCCCAAUGGACACAAUGGCGACUCCCAAACUUUCCCAGUUUCGCCUUUAACCAGCAAUGAGAAAAAUUUGAAACAUUUUCAGCACCAGUCACCCACUGUUCCUAACUGCUUGUCAACAAUGGGCCAGAACUGUGGAGCUGGCCUAAACAAUGACAGUCCCGAGGCCCUCGAGGUCCCCUCUUUGCAGGACUUUAAUGUUUUCUCCACAGAUUCCUGCCUGCAGCUUUCAGAUGCACUGUCGCCCAGCUUGCCAGGCUCCCUGGACAGUCCUGUAGAUAUUUCAGCUGACAGCUUUGACUUUUUUACAGACACGCUCACCACAAUCGACCUGCAGCAUCUGAAUUACUAAGAACAUUAAAGCAAAACAAAGCUUCACAAAAACAAAACGCCUUUGACCAGGUGGUUUUGCCUUCUUUUAUUCCGGGAGUUGAUUUUUAUUUUAUUUUCUUCUUGAUCUACCCCCUACUCUCUUAAAUGUUGAGGACUUUCCAUUUAAUGGUCUCCCCUGACCCAGUUUUAAAGCCAUCUUACAAAUUAUGUUGGCGUUCCAAGCAUUUUACACCGAACCCAACAAGCUUCUAUGUGAUUUUUCCUGAAGACAAAACACGAGGCCUGCGAGAAAGUGACCAUAAAUUGUCUUGUCACUUUCUUGUUAUUUUUGUACCACAUUAGGAUGCAUUGUCAUGAGUAUUUUUGGUAGAAUAAAUUCUCCUUUGCUAUAA
This is a messenger RNA of Arvicanthis niloticus (Nile rat), 1679 nucleotides long. It is a transcript of the gene Hoxa2, whose product is annotated as homeobox A2. Gene Ontology annotation, molecular function: RNA polymerase II cis-regulatory region sequence-specific DNA binding; DNA-binding transcription factor activity, RNA polymerase II-specific. The record is from RefSeq and is a predicted model, not a curated record. Gene Ontology annotation, cellular component: nucleus. Lineage: Eukaryota; Metazoa; Chordata; Mammalia; Rodentia; Muridae. Gene Ontology annotation, biological process: regulation of transcription by RNA polymerase II.